Molecule: messenger RNA, 741 nt
Organism: Prunus armeniaca (apricot)
Lineage: Eukaryota; Viridiplantae; Streptophyta; Magnoliopsida; Rosales; Rosaceae
Source: the annotation of a GenBank genome assembly
AUGAUGGAAAACUUAUCAAAGCAAGUGGCGGAUUCAGACACUAGAUCCAGACUCGUGGAACGUCGCCUUGCAGACUUAGAAGUAGCAAACCAACAUGAUGAAGCAAGUGUGAAUGGAGACGAGAGGAAUCAUGAUCGACAACGUCAUGAUAGAAGGAAUGAUCGAGACGCAGAGAGACACAAUUUUCCUCGUGGCUAUGAGCAAGACCCUGAUGAAAGGGUGAUGAGAUCAGUGAAAGUUGACGCUCCUAAUUUUGAUGGUGAGCUAAACCCUAAAGCACUACUCGACUGGUUGGCUACCAUGGAUCGCUAUUUUGAGUGGCAUGACAUGUCUGAAGCUCAAAAGCUUCUGGGACUUCUUCAACUUUUAGGCUUCUUUGUCUUUGGCUUAUGUUGCUUUUGGGUUCUUCAACAGCCGCAACACAGGAGGCUUCUUGACUCGUAUCAUUUGAGAGGGCCACCGUACUGCCAAUUGAGGUGCUGGCUUUGCUUUGUCUCAGUUGCUUCAUAUUUUGCCAGCAACAAAAACACUCGCAAGGUCUUCUCUGAGUACCACAAUGUGCCUGUGGACACUCACAAGGUGUUCACAGCACUUGUACAGUGGGGUUCUUGCGGAAGCCCAUCUGUAAUUCACAACAGAGAGGUCCUUGUGAGAGCUCUCUUUGUAAAGGAGGUCCUUGCGAGAGCUCUUUCUAUGCAAUGUUGCAGUGACACCACUAUUUUAUCUCUGGGAAGGAUCUAA